Molecule: messenger RNA, 835 nt
Organism: Cylicocyclus nassatus
Lineage: Eukaryota; Metazoa; Nematoda; Chromadorea; Rhabditida; Strongylidae
Source: the annotation of a GenBank genome assembly
AGGGAUCAUGCUGAUAUAAUCGGCGUGAAGGGUGCCCAGUGGGAGGAUCGAGAAAUAUCAUAUCAAUGAUCGCUCACCCAACGGAACUACAUCAACGACCAGAGAGUUACAUGGGUCAUGUUUAUCAAACCCGUAAUAACUAUUCAUUUGGGAAGAACGCGGCUUUUGGAUCACAUUCACCAUGAAAAAAUUCUCAUACCAAAAAUUUUUCCUUUGUCUGAGGCAAGGAGCUUUUUUAAUUUAGAAGAGCACAUAAUUUGCUAAAAAAUGAUAAAGCCCUGCACAGUGGUCGCUGCCUGGAAAUUUUCAAUAGUUCUUGCGUUUUUAAACGUGCUUGCAAGACGUCGUGCAGAUACGCUAAAGAAGAACUUAAUGGCGCUCCGUAAUCCUGUGAAUAGACCGUCAUGGAAGUUUAUUUCCAGUAGACCGAAUGCUUGCAACAAUCAAAUGACGUCAACGUCAUGCUGCCAUCGCCUAUCAAGUAAUUCCCAUGCAGAUCAAAGGAUGCAAAGAAUGUUCUGAAAAGAUAUAUUAGGGUAACAACUACAUUUGUGGUUUCGCCUUUCCAACCUUUUUAUUUUGGCACUACAAAACUUUUCAGUAAUUUCAUUUUUGAGACUUGCGUUUACAACACUUUAUUUCAGGAUGUUUGUUGCAUAAUGCAAUAAUAAUUUUCACAUUGAAUAGUAUUUGUUGUGCAUAUUCUAUUGUCUUCCCAGUUGCUUAUUUCAUUAUCUUCCCUGCCAUAGUUGAUUAUGGGUGCACUAUCUCUUUAUCAAGUUGUCAUUGGUUUCAAAUGCUCAUUUUGGCGUCUUUUCAUCAAUAAGUAAAGAAC